AUCCCCAUCCUCUCUAGAAAACAGCACAGAACUCAAACUUCCUAGACCUACAUCCAACCUCAUUCCUCCAGCAACUAAGUAUGCAGAUCUUCGUAAAGACUCGUGAGGCUCCUUUCUGAACACAACCACGAACGUGAUCACAAACUUACGCUGCGCAUAGUUACCGGAAAGACCAUCACUUUGGAGGUUGAGUCCUCGGACACAAUAGACAAUGUGAAGAGCAAAAUCCAAGACAAAGAAGGGAUUCCCCCAGACCAGCAGCGUUUGAUUUUCGCCGGUAAACAGCUUGAGGAUGGCCGCACGCUUUCCGAUUAUAAUAUCCAGAAAGAGUCUACCCUUCAUCUCGUCCUGCGUCUGCGUGGCGGUAUGCAGAUUUUCGUAAAGACUUGUAUGUUUUCUAGCUUGUCUCUUGUCUGCUUGUUUGCUCGCUUGCCGCUUGCUAACGGUACCCGAAGUGACCGGAAAGACAAUCACCCUUGAGGUCGAGUCUUCGGACACGAUCGAUAAUGUCAAAGGCAAAAUUCAAGACAAGGAGGGCAUACCCCCAGAUCAGCAGCGUCUGAUUUUCGCCGGUAAACAGCUCGAGGAUGGCCGCACGCUUUCGGACUAUAACAUUCAAAAAGAGUCCACCCUCCACCUCGUCCUUCGUCUGCGGGGUGGUAUGCAGAUUUUCGUCAAAACCCUCACCGGUAAAACUAUUACUCUCGAGGUCGAGUCUUCGGAUACGAUAGACAACGUAAAGGGUAAGAUCCAGGAUAAGGAGGGCAUUCCCCCGGAUCAACAACGCCUUAUCUUCGCCGGUAAGCAGCUGGAGGACGGCCGGACCCUGAGUGAUUAUAAUAUCCAAAAGGAGUCGACCCUCCAUCUUGUCCUUCGUCUGCGUGGCGGUAUGCAGAUCUUCGUGAAGACUCUCACCGGAAAGACCAUUACCUUGGAAGUUGAAUCCUCUGAUACUAUUGACAACGUCAAAAGCAAGAUCCAAGACAAGGAGGGUAUCCCGCCAGAUCAACAGCGUCUUAUCUUCGCUGGUAAGCAGUUGGAGGAUGGGCGUACUUUGAGCGAUUAUAAUAUACAGAAGGAGUCCACUCUGCACUUGGUUCUCCGUCUUCGUGGUGGGAUGUAAAUAGAGGCCGCGCCAUGGCUACGAUUUACGUGGCAGAGAUGUGUUUUCUACAAAAAUACUGUUGGUUUUGCUCUCCGGGAUAGGCUUUAUGUGUUUUUCUGUUUGGCAAGGCUGUUCUGGGGUGUUUUGCUUUGUUGGGGCUAGGUGAUCAGUCGUUAGCGAAUUGUCGCUCUGGGCCAGAGGUCAAUAUCAUUCUCGAUUCUCAA
Tuber aestivum (summer truffle) is the source of this 1329-nucleotide messenger RNA. Lineage: Eukaryota; Fungi; Ascomycota; Pezizomycetes; Pezizales; Tuberaceae. The record is from the annotation of a GenBank genome assembly.